Messenger RNA from Mytilus californianus (California mussel), 1376 nucleotides. RefSeq lists its product as uncharacterized. The coding region runs from base 79 to 1275 and encodes 398 amino acids. Lineage: Eukaryota; Metazoa; Mollusca; Bivalvia; Mytilida; Mytilidae. The record is from RefSeq and is a predicted model, not a curated record. The transcript is spliced from 6 exons.
CUGGUUUUCAAACAUUUCAGCUUUAUUUAACUUCCUACUGCUCGAUUUAAUUUACAGUGAUUUGAUGCUGAUAUUCAUAUGAAGACGUUUAAGUUCUUAUCGGUACCAUUGCUUCUUGAACUUUUCAUUAUUUUAGAGACUGCUGGAGAGCCUUGUUUUAGUACUUAUCAGUUACCAGUUAUCAAUAUAUGUACAGACGACAUUAAAAUCCAUGAUUUAAGCGAUAAAGUAAUAAUAAAAGCCGAUUCAAGACAAAACUGUACAUGUGAACUAUAUGUAAUCAAUCAAGAUAAAGCAAUUACAGUAAUUAUUAAAAAAUUUGGUCAAGAGAGAAGUUCAAGUCCAUCAGCUUACGGAUGUGGUUUGAUACUGACGUUUGAUAUCAGAUUAGUUCGUUUUUGGGAGGCUGCAUGCAAAGUCGAUAAUAAUAUUUCAACACUGAUAGCAAUCAACGAUGUGAUGACAAUUAAGUCAAUGGCUGUGAAUGGAAUGUUGGAACCUAAUGAAGGGUAUUGUAUUGAAAUAAAAAAAGGAGUAGAUGAUUCAUCUGGAAACAAACUUAAGUUAAAGUGUGGUAUUGGCAGCACCACUGCAUAUUCAACCACAGCCCUGAUUGCAAAAACGACAAGAUCGUCGACUGAAAUAACAAAUCCACUACCAUUGAUGACAACAAGGACGACAGAACACCAAUUAACAACAUCAUUUGACUCUGAUGAAUUCAUCUCUGCAACUGUUACAAGUUCAGAUUUCCCUCUAAACACAAAACAAACAAACCAACAACAAAAAGAUAACGGUAUUGAUGAUACAGCAUUAUACGUAUCGAUAUCAGCAACAGUUGUAGGAGUUGCUACAGUAAUCAUCGUAACAAUAAUGGUUUUAUAUUAUAGAAGGUUCCGAAUAUUGACGCAGUGUAGGAACAGGACAUGUUCAGGAUCAAAUACCAUUUAUGAUACACUGAGUUUAACUUCAUCAGUAAAUGGAGCAGACAAUACCAGUAUUAGUAAUAAUUAUAGUUCUUUAAACAUAAAUGAUUUUCUGUCAUCAUGUGAUAAUAGAAGAUUAGAUGGAACGCAAAACAUUCCUUUAUCUACAAUCAGUACAGUACAGGGAAACAGCACAAAUGUCUCGGAAAAUGAAAGGAAUUACGAAAAUACAAAUAAAAAUAGAAACAAUAGGAAAUUCCUUAUUAUUACGGCCUCAAAAAGUCUUAUAAAAUAUUCUAAAAGAAUGAUCAUUGUAGUAUCUUCUAUUUAUAAAAUGAUUUGCAAUAUAUGAACGUGUUUCCUCUAUCACCAAUUUUCUCUAAUCAACUUAUAUUAAACAAUUUACGACAAUUGGUUACAGAAUCUUGUCCAUCUGACAAUAAUCAAUAAGUU